Ictalurus punctatus (channel catfish) is the source of this 1490-nucleotide messenger RNA. It is a transcript of the gene sostdc1a, whose product is annotated as sclerostin domain containing 1a. The coding region runs from base 250 to 885 and encodes 211 amino acids. Gene Ontology annotation, biological process: negative regulation of BMP signaling pathway; negative regulation of Wnt signaling pathway. The transcript has 2 exons. Lineage: Eukaryota; Metazoa; Chordata; Actinopteri; Siluriformes; Ictaluridae. The record is from RefSeq and is a predicted model, not a curated record. Gene Ontology annotation, molecular function: BMP binding.
UUUCGGUUUAGGGCGUGGCCUGGAUUCACCUCAGCGCGAGGAGCGCCGGAAUCCGAGUGGGCGUGGCUGCGCGCGCAAUACGUCGACCCGUUAUUCACCUGAGCCGUCGGGUAUAUAAAGUCCAAGACAUGCCGGGGAAACGGUCAACUCCAGUCGGACUGCAGCUUCAUCAUCGUCAUCCUCCUCCUUCUCAUCAGCAUCACUGGCAUCUUGUCCAAGCACGCGGCUGAAUUCCUUUUUCCUAGAGCCAUGCGCGUGCACAAGGAUGAAUCACGCAACCUCUUGUUUUUGUUGUGCUUUUUGAUGAAGACCAGUGCUGCUAUAAAGAACGACGCUACGGAGAUUGUGUAUCCCCACAUGGCGGAGGAUCCCAGAGAAGAACCCGCGGAUGAAGCGGCUCUGAAUCGCGCGCGCGGUGGAGGCAGGGGGUCCGAGAGCGCGGCGCGGGAUCGAGCCGAUCCAGGUCCAAUGGGCUGCAGAGAACUGCGCUCCACGAAGUACAUCUCGGACGGCCAGUGCACCAGCAUCAAUCCCAUUAAAGAGCUGGUGUGUGCAGGAGAGUGCCUCGCUGCCCAAGUGCUCCCCAACUGGAUAGGAGGAUAUGGUAAAAAGCCGAGGAGCCGACGGGGCAGCCAGGACUGGCGCUGCGUUAAUGACAAGACCCGCACCGAACGCAUUCAGCUGCAGUGCCAGGAUGGCAGCACCAGGACCUACAAGAUCACAGUGGUGACUGGCUGCAAGUGCAAACGUUACCUGAAACAGCACAAUGAAUCAGCAAACAAGUCUGAGAGCAUCACUCAACGUCAGCAGAUCCACAAGCCCAAAAGCAAGCGGAAGCACCGGAAUAGCAAGGUGAACGGGAAUUGGCAUGAGUCGGAGUCCUGAGGCUCUGAAUGAAUAUUUUAAAAAUAAAGACUCUGGACUACCUAUGAAAAAAGGACCGCAGAGAGCUCAGGAGCAGCGGACAAUGAUUAUAAGGAUAAAAAGGUUGAAUGGAAAUUGAUGGCUAUUCCAGAUGAAAUGGCUUCAGACCAAACUCAGCCUUCAGCAAAGUGCCACACAAUCACUGCUCGUGCUCCCUAUACAAUCCAUAACGACUUUAUGCCAGAGAUUGGCAUUUCAGUAUAUCGAAAAUAUCACCUGACCAUGACCAUCUCUCUGUGAGAAAUCAUAUCACUGGCUGCAAUAUGCAUCAAAAGCCAGAUGACUCUGAAUAUCUCAUGUUUGAGAACAAUAUAGCUGUGUAAAUAAACUAAAUACAGUCUCUGUGUGUAAAUAUAUUGCAUUUACAUAUGUAACUGCAAGAUAUUUAGUUAUUGUUAGCAAGUAUACACUGAUGUAAUAUAUUCUGUAUUGAUGUUCUCAUCAUGUGGUUCAUCUAAUCCUUCAUAUACUUGUAAUUUUAUGCAGGCAUUAUAUUGCACUAUUUCAUAUGAUGGCAAUUUCACUGUUUUGACGAAAAAGUAUUAAAUGGUCAUAAUUUCGAAACA